AUGAAUAGGUGUAAAACAUUGGGGAAAAUAAAGAAGAGACUUGAAGAAGCCAAAAACAAGUGGUCAAGGCUGAGUAAGCCAGAGUUCUGCUACAAUGAGAGUGCCAGGUUGGCGACGGAUGCCCUCUUGGAUGGUGGAUCCGAUGACUUCCAUAAGGUCCUCACAGAAGAAGGAGAGGUGGACUUCUUAUCGAAGCAAGAGAUCCAAUACAUAUUGGACAACGUGAAACAACCGUACUAUGCCAAUGAAAGCCUCACGGAGAACGGUGAGAACGGGUCGGUGCAUAAUGGGAAUCAUUCCCACAAGUCCGAGAGUUUUUACCCCACUAAUUCUGAUAAGAGUAUGACCACCACGCCGCUCCACAACUGGAGUUCAGAGGAGAAGCCCUACCUGAAGGACAAGUCCAGUGCCACUGUGUACUUCCAAAGCGACAAGACCAAUAAUAUUAGGGAGACCGUCAGGAGGAGUAUACACCGGACUGGUCAGGUCAUUGCUAUAAUGAUGGAUGAAUUCACCGACGCCGAGAUAUUCUGCGAUGUAUUAGAAGCUGCGAACAAAAGGAACGUGUUUGUCUACUUACUCCUUGACGUCAGCAAGUUACAGCUGUUUAUGGACAUGUGCGAGAAACUACAAGUCAAAGACGUGCACCUCAAGAACAUAUCCGUCAGGAGCGUAAGCGGAGAAGUCUACUGUGCAAAGUCUGGCAAGAAGUUUUUCGGCCAAAUUCAUGAAAAGUUUAUUAUAUCUGACUGGAGGUUUGUUCUCUCUGGAUCGUACAGCUUCACAUGGCUUUCUGGGCAAGUUCAUAGAAACUUUUUGACCAAGUUUACUGGACAUGUGGUUGAGUUAUUUGAUGAGGAGUUCAGACAUCUCUAUGAUUCGUCCAAGCCAGUGAUGGGAUUAAAGUCUCCUGCCCCAAUGAAGCCAGUAUUAAGAAGAGAGGGCAGCGCCAUGAGCACCAUGACAGACAGCAGCACCCAGGAGAGCACAAACACUACCUCGGACCUUCUGAGCAGCUCUCCAGCUACCAGUAUCUCCCAACUUUCCCAGCAUCCCUCGUCCCCUUCAACUCCAACACCAUCCCCAACUAUGUCUCCACUUCAAAGGAUGAAUUCCUUCCAUGGAUACACCGCCUUGAGAUCUCCUCCACCUCAAACCAACUACCAAGUGAACUAUUAUCAGAGGAGUUAUGCACCUGAAAGCCCCACACAACUGUUCAGCAACAAUAACAACAUUUACCGCUCGAUGAGAACCCGUAGAGAAGACUUCACUCCACCAUCGAGGUUUACCCAAGGAUGGAGAUUUUUCUCCAAGCCAACAAUGACUUAAGACCUACUAUUAUUAGGUAGAUGCACAGACUGCACUUAAAGAAUGCAAAAAAAAACAAAAAACUAACAAUGUGCAAUGUAUAUGACUCUAUUGUGAAGAUGUGCUCCACAAAAAGGAACAAUUCUGACAUAUCCAAAACAUCUUAAAGUGUUCGUAUAAUGUGGCCAAAAAGUAUUAAUUUGGUGAUUUCCCAUUUUGUACUUUUAUAUGUAUGCAAAAAUGUGUUCUCUUUGGACUGUUGUUGAAAGUCGAGUUUGUAAGUUACCACCAUGGGCGCCAUGACUAUAAUAUAAGGUCAUGACGGUCUGCUCUCUAAGUUGGUACCUUAUUUAUGAAACUUUUCUAUACAGUGACUUAUUGUACAGUGACUUAAUGACCCAUCCAAGUCUUCAAAGUUGAGUGGCAGUAUAAUGAGUUGAGUGGCAAACCAUCUAUCAUACUGAGUUUGCAAUCUUCCACUAACCUUAGCUUGUGUUCAAUGAGGCUCAUAUGGAUCAUAUGCAGUGAGCCCAGGAGGGGAAAGUUAGCAGUUGUGGUAGUGGCAAGGAUAGGGGUGGUAGCUCUUGUGAUGGCAGUCAUCACUCUGGCACUCCCUGGGCUAUGCACUGUUGGGAGAGCACACUAUUCUUCCCUAAACUUUUGGGUACCCCUGCCUAGGUGGGGUGUCUUUGAUGGUGGAUGCUUGGCAGGGUGCGAGGCAGGAGGGCAGCUGUUGGCCCAACUAAUGGAUGGCAGAAUCAGUGACCAGGCCUCUUUAUUGAAUAAAUGAUUGGAGUUGCAGUACGUAGAGUAGCAAUAGGCACAGUUCCGAAGUAUGUUACAGAGUAUGCUCUUCAAUAUAGACAUGUAUAGGCAACAGCAAUAAUGGUAUUAAUCCUCCCUGAGUCUCUCUCUAAAUAUACUUUAUAAGCUUCCCAAAUAACCACAGGUCUGCAAUGCAUUCUCAUUAACUUGAUCUGAAAUUCCCAGUCUGCAGGAUGAAGAACUUACGAUAAAUCCGGUUAGUCCAUCUCAAAGUGUGGCGGGUGUAGGCAAUUAUCCCUUUCUGCAUCAGUAAUGCAUUUUGCGAUAAACAAGCAUUACCUUACUGUCAUAGCCCAAGCACAGCCUUCAAGUGAUUCUCAACCCUACUCAGGGGUAGUUUUUCAGUUCAGUUGCUUCUCUGCCAACUUUCAGUCUCAGGGUUGAAGGUUCCCUGGAGUAGGCCUAGAUUUCAGGAGCUCACUCGUAUACUUCCUCACUCUAGGACUGAUUAGCUUAGACUCGCUAACCAAUGGGGUGGGACCAGCCCAUCACCCUGGCAUCUGCACUAAGACUGCCAAUUUUAACUAUAUGCUGCCCAUACAUAACCGUUAGGGAUGCACAGUGCACAAGUUAAAAGUAAACACUCUACCAGUGGAUUGUUUGGGCAAUAAAUCACAACAUUCAACUUUUUAGUAUGAAAUUAACUCCUUAGCAGUGAUCCACUGGGUCGCUGCACAUAUACAUAAUGAUCAUGCUUGUGUCAAAAUUUUGUCACCAAGGAGGUACCCUGGAGAGGCAGUCUCUUGUAUAUCAGAUAACAAAAAAUCUUGAGAUGAUGGUCACCUAGAUAGAAAGCUAACUGAUUGCUAUGUAACCUCAUCCCCCAAAUCCUGCAUAAUACACAUCAGAUCAAUGGCAACCAAGUUCACCAAUUUUGGUGGUAGUGGCUAAUGAUAAUUGGCAUGGAGCAGCCUGAAAGAGAAAGCUUCAGCAUACUAUACUUCAAAAUGCCUGGUCAUUAGUACCUUUAGGCGAUAAGAGGUGUCUGGUAAUGAUAUUCCCUCUUUCCUAUUUAGAUAAAUGGAGAGGGGGAGGGGGAGUUGCAAAAGACAGCAUUUAGCAGUCUCAUAUGGAUUUGCUGCUUUGCAUGGGACAAUAAUGGUCGCCCUAUGAUUUUUUACUGAUGGGACCUUCCCAGUGAGUAUUUAGUGUCUCUGCAGCGCCACCACUGGAGUAAUGAAGCAUUACAUGCCUCAAACUUACUGGGCUGUCUGUAUAACGUAUGGAAUGCUUUAAGUCUUUCAGAGACAGAGAUGCCCCUGUAUAGCGCUGUCUACUUUGAUGUGGAUGCUCAAAGGGCACCCAGAAAUGGGGAAUCCUGCACCUUGAGUGGAUCCACCAGUCUGUACAUUGUACAUAGUCUGCUCCUGUUACCUAUUAAUCACUGUAAGUCAAGAAGUGUUAUCACGUGCUCUAACACAUCUGGCAGCUAGAAAUCCAGCAGUAACGUUCGCUAUAUUACAUAGUAAGAGAUAUUAUGAAAGAAAGGAAAUUAAGUGUAAAAUAAAAUGGAAGAUGUUAAUGAAAUGUAUCCUGCGCACUGA
This is a messenger RNA of Bufo bufo (common toad), 3677 nucleotides long. RefSeq names its product family with sequence similarity 83 member A (gene SACK1A). Bases 1 to 1329 code for a protein of 442 amino acids. The record is from RefSeq and is a predicted model, not a curated record. The transcript has 4 exons. NCBI's taxonomy places the organism in Eukaryota, Metazoa, Chordata, Amphibia, Anura, Bufonidae. Gene Ontology annotation, biological process: epidermal growth factor receptor signaling pathway.